GUGAACGUGACAGUGCCGAAGUUGGCGAACGGCACGAGCGAGCUUCCCUCCUCAAAGUCCUCAACGAUCCACUCCGCGUUCUCGCCACAGAGUUUGCCGCUGCCGGAGAGCGACUUGGACACGCUCUUGCCGGUGGACUCGUUGGUGAUGGAGACGCUGCCGGAAGUGGAGGACUUCUUGGUCGCGACGAGGGUGAUCACGUCACCAGCGCUGACGGAGAAGCCGGAGAAGUCGCUGGCAAACGCG
This is a messenger RNA of Mycena citricolor, 246 nucleotides long. NCBI's taxonomy places the organism in Eukaryota, Fungi, Basidiomycota, Agaricomycetes, Agaricales, Mycenaceae. The record is from the annotation of a GenBank genome assembly.